This is a messenger RNA of Malassezia japonica, 792 nucleotides long. RefSeq lists its product as uncharacterized. Gene Ontology annotation, cellular component: mitochondrion. The record is from RefSeq and is a predicted model, not a curated record. Lineage: Eukaryota; Fungi; Basidiomycota; Malasseziomycetes; Malasseziales; Malasseziaceae. The transcript has a single exon. The coding region runs from base 1 to 792 and encodes 263 amino acids. Gene Ontology annotation, molecular function: 4 iron, 4 sulfur cluster binding; iron ion binding. Gene Ontology annotation, biological process: iron-sulfur cluster assembly.
AUGCGGCGUGUGGUGCAGCCGCUGCGUGCGAUGCGUACGUACAGUGCGCUGGUGAACACGCCGCGCGCGAUGCCGCGCGUGCAGAUGCGCCGCCCUUUGGCGAUGCUGGCGCCACAGCGCCGGACCAUGUUCAUCCAGACCGAGUCGACGCCGAACGCCGACUCGCUCAAGUUCCUCCCCGGGUGCGAGGUGAUGGAGAAGGGCACUGCCGAGUUCCUUGACAAGCGCUCGUCGAUGUCCUCGCCGCUCGCCAAGAGCCUCUUUUCGCUGGACGGUGUGACGGGCGUCUUCUACGGCCCCGACUUUAUUUCGGUGAACAAGGACUCGGACACGCCGUGGGCCUCGAUCAAGCCUGAGAUCUACAGCAGCAUGAUGGAGUUCUUCACGGCCGGCCACGCCCUCUUCCCUGACCCGACGUCGGAACAGCCGGGCUCGGACACGACCAUCCUCGACACCGACUCGGAGAUUGUCGCAAUGAUCAAGGAGCUGCUCGAUACACGCGUGCGCCCUGCGAUCCAGGAAGACGGUGGCGACCUCGAGUACCGCGGCUUUGGCGAGGACUCGGACGGGAUCGUCCGCGUGAAGCUCAAGGGCUCGUGCCGCGGUUGCGACUCGUCCACCGUGACGCUCAAGUCGGGCAUCGAGCGCAUGCUCAUGCACUACGUGCCCGAAGUGCAGGGCGUCGAGCAGGUGCUCGACGAGGAGGAGCUCGUGGCCCUCGAUGAGCUCUCCAAGCUCGAAAAGCGCCUUGAACAGCAGCGCGAGGAGCGCCAGCGUGGUUUCUCCGAAUAG